UAUGUGACCAGUCAGUCGUCGCUCAUAACGCUAUAACGCAGCAGCUCGUACGUGGAAUUGAAUAAAAAUAAACAAAAACAUUAAAAAGGUUUAAAUAAUGAGCGGCGAGAAGGCCGAAAAGGCCAAAAUCAGUGCCCAGAUCAAGCAUGUGCCCAAGGAUGCCCAGGUGAUCAUGUCCAUACUCAAGGAGCUCAACAUUCAGGAGUACGAACCGCGCGUCGUCAACCAGAUGCUGGAGUUCACUUUCCGCUAUGUGACCUGCAUCCUAGACGACGCUAAGGUGUACGCCAAUCAUGCGCGGAAAAAGACCAUCGACCUGGACGACGUGCGUCUUGCCACCGAAAUGACGCUGGACAAGAGCUUCACUGGCCCGCUGUCACGUCACGUUCUGGCCAAGGUGGCCGAACUACGAAACAACAUGCCCCUGCCGCCCAUCAAGCCGCACUGCGGCCUGCGUCUGCCCCACCGCUACUGCCUCACCGGCGUCAACUAUAAGUUGCGCGCCAGCAAUCAGCCCAAGAAGAUGACCAAAUCGGCGCUGGAGGGGCGACCGAUCAAGACCGUCGUCAAGCCAGUGUCCAGUGCCAAUGGGCCGAAGCGUGCUCACUCGGUGGUGUCCAAGCAGCAGGUUGUAACUAUACCCAAGCCCGUGAUUAAGUUUACCACCACAACGACAACCAAGGCGGUGGCUAGCAGUAGCAGUGCCAGUGGAGGCGGAGCUGCUGGCGGAGGAGGAUCUGUUGGGGAUGUGAAGAGCGAACCAAGCGGCGGCACUAGUGGCGGAGAUCUCAAAAUGGAGGUGGACAGCGAUGCCGCGGCUGUGGGCAGUAUUGCCAGCACAUCGGGCGCCGGCGGUGGAACAGCAAGUGUCAGCGGUUCGAGCACCUCCGGCAUGGCCGUGAAGCGGGAACGCGAGGAGGACGAGUUUGAGUUUACAGCAAACUAAGGAGCGUGAGAGCAGUAGAUAUUAAGACAAACACCCUCAGAAAUCGCUUUAUAGUUAAGAUUAACUGAAAAUUGUUUCUAAAAGUAAGCCAGGGAAGAUGUAAAGACCACAAUUCACUGUAAAUUGGUAGAAGAAACACGUCGAAGGCUAUUUUUGGGUCGCAUUUCGAAUGACUUCAAACCCCCAGCGAUAUCUUGAACCCUCUUCACAUAUUUUCACAUUCAACCAAAAUCAAAAGUUAAGAAAUAGAAGUUUGAAAUCGAAAAGGACAGUCUGUUUACCGAGAAAUUCGAAUUUACAAGAAGAAUAACCACCCAAGGGAGAUCAAAAUGUUUCUGAUAUAAAUGUAAAUAACGCGAGAAAUGUAACCGAAAAAGAAAAGAAUGAAAAACACUCACCAAAACAGCAAGUAAAGAUUCAUUUUAAAUAUAUAUGUAUUUUCAGCCAGUA
Molecule: messenger RNA, 1396 nt
Organism: Drosophila serrata
Lineage: Eukaryota; Metazoa; Arthropoda; Insecta; Diptera; Drosophilidae
Gene: Taf9
Product: TBP-associated factor 9
Biological process (GO): RNA polymerase II preinitiation complex assembly; DNA-templated transcription initiation
Cellular component (GO): SAGA complex; transcription factor TFIID complex
Molecular function (GO): RNA polymerase II general transcription initiation factor activity; protein heterodimerization activity; transcription coactivator activity
Source: RefSeq, a predicted model, not a curated record